Messenger RNA from Rubroshorea leprosula, 976 nucleotides. The record is from the annotation of a GenBank genome assembly. Lineage: Eukaryota; Viridiplantae; Streptophyta; Magnoliopsida; Malvales; Dipterocarpaceae.
CAUGAUUGCUCGGGCCAAAGGGCAUAAUGAUUUUUACUCAUUGUUUAGUUAUAUUUGGCUUACUGUGUAUUCAUUAAACAAUUACGGGAAAUGGUGCAAUGGCAAUGCAGAAGAGGGUGAAAGCACUUCAUCAACUGCAGCAUUUAUUGUCCACAUCUCAGUUCCGUCCAGUUGAAGCUGCUCUUACAGCGGGAGCUAUACCCUUACUUGUUCAGUGUCCUUCAUUUGGCUCUCCAGAUGAACAGCUUCUAGAGGCAGCCUGGUGUCUUAAAAAUGUUGCAGUUGGAAAACCACGAGAAACAAAGGCACUGUUGCCUGCAUUACCUUCCGUUAUUGCUCACCUUGGAGGUCAGAGAUGACUGGUCUAUUCUUUCUCAUAUCAUGAAAGGAGUUCUUCUUUGCUUUUUCCUUAUCUAUUCAUAAACAGGUCAUUGUGGCCUCUUUCAGGCAAUAUUUUCCAGAAAUGAAGCUGGGUUCUUGUGAAAUAUCACUCUUUAGUUUUCAUAUCUUAUAAAUUUUGAUAUUAAUCCCUUAUUAAACUUGGUGUUAAUUUGCAAACCUUGUUGUAUAUAACCUCUAUGAUGUGUUUGAUAGUCUGCCUCUAUUAACUGAACAAAAAUGCCUAAUCUUUCAACGUCUUAGUAACAUAAUCUUUCUACUAGGAAAAAAUGUUAAUGAGCUAAUGUAUGUCAAAAUUGCCUUAUUUGUAGAAAAAAGUUCCCUCCCUGUUGCUGAGCAGUGUGCGUGGGCAUUGGGAAAUGUAGCUGGUGAAGGAGAGUUGAGAAAUGUUUUGCCAUCUCAAGGGGCCCUACCACCGCUUGCAAGAAUGAUGCUGCCGAACAAAGGUUCCACCGUGAGAACAGCUGCUUCGGCAUUGUCAAACCUUAUCAAGGUUUUGGAACCUUUUCUAAUCAAUGGAUUUCACCAUCGGUUAUAUUAUGAAAUUAAUGAACUUUAUUAAAGUACAAUUUAUGUG